Molecule: messenger RNA, 1590 nt
Organism: Gaeumannomyces tritici R3-111a-1
Lineage: Eukaryota; Fungi; Ascomycota; Sordariomycetes; Magnaporthales; Magnaporthaceae
Exons: 2
Coding region: 1-1590 (529 amino acids)
Biological process (GO): secondary metabolite biosynthetic process
Molecular function (GO): acyltransferase activity, transferring groups other than amino-acyl groups
Source: RefSeq, a predicted model, not a curated record
AUGGGUGCCGCCCACACCUCCACGACGGGCUCUGAUGCCACCACGCCUCUCGAUUUCUGGAGCCAGACAGCACCGAGGGACUGGGUCGCGUACGGCAUGUGCUUCCCGCACCACGGAGACCGGAAGGAACGAGAAAAGGCCAUGGGGGCGCUGUCCAGUGCCCUGAACAAGCUGGCAAAAGACCGACCGAGGUAUGCGGGCCGUUUGCGUCUGUCUCGGUAUUCCGAUCAGCCCGGGGUCCUCCUCUGGACGCCCUCCACCGGAAUCGACGCCAAGUUCAAGGAUGUCUCGGGCGAAAUCGACGAGACUUACGACCAGCUCCGCGCCAAGGGCUUCCCGGCCUCCUUUUUUCCACAACCCAGAGCCGACGCUACCCAAUCGGACAAGAACCCACCGGCGGGAGCCAACGGCGUCGCCGCCGCCCCCGCCGCUGUGUCCACUCCCGAAACCAAACACGAGGUCCCCGUUGUCGCCAUCCGGGGCUUCUUCAUAAAGGGCGGGCUCAUCCUGCAGAUAUGUCUACAUCAUGCCUUUGGCGAUGGCUACUGCAUGCGCGACUUCCUCGAAGAUUUCGCUGCCGAAACCAGGGGCGAGGUCCUGAAGCGCAACUCGGACCGGCGGAAGCUGCACCUGCCGCUCGACUUUCUCCACGACCGCUAUACCUCACUAGGAAUACCAAUACCAAGGGGCGCGCCCCGCGAGGCCACAGCGGCGUUGUUGGCGUCAAGGUGUCCCGAAUACACCUUCGAUCCGCAGUGGCUCACGGGCCCGACGCAGCCAUACCGGGUGCCUCCCCCCUCUCAGGAGAGGACAGGCUGCGUCAUCGCGUCCAUAGGCAAGGUCAAGCUGGACGCGCUCAGGAGGAGUCUCCGGAGCUGUCAGGGACAGGAGCCGAGCGAGUACGUUGCGCUGUCGACUCUGCUGUGGGCCUAUGUCACGCUGCACAGGUCCGAGAUGGAGACCUGCCGGGAGAAGAUGGCGACGCUCUCGAACCCGGUGAACUGGAAGCGAAACCUGUCCCACGGCCCGCUGAUAGGCGUACUGGACGACUACUUUGGCAACGCGACGGCCAAGUGCCUGACGAUCGUAGAACGCAGCCUCCUGAUGGAUGCGGCGCGCCUGUCGAGCGCAGCAAGGAACGUCAGCGACGCGGGCCUAGAGGGGGACGUGCGCCUAGACGAGCUCCGGGGGAUCGCGGCGACGAUCCGCAAGAACAUCAACGCCGUCGACGAGGCAUUUGUAGCGCUCCGGACGGGCCUGUACAGGGCGCUGCCGGAUCCGCGCAACCUGGGCUUGGUGGACGACCCCUACUCGGCCGCCUACAUGCAGUUCAACACGUGGAAGCCCUUUGGGGCCGACGCCAAGUUCAAGAUCCCGGGCGUGCCCGAUGACCCCAGGGGGCCCGGCGGGGCCUGCGCCGAGAGCAUCCGCAAGGUCAUGAUGGGCAAGCAGUUUGACUUCCGCAACGUGCUCAUCAUGCCGGCCCGCCGCUUCUCGGACGACACGGAGAUCCUGAUCAGCCUGCCGGCGAGGUCGCUCUCGGCCCUGUUGAAAGACAAGGGAUUUACGCGGUGGUUUAGCAUACGAUGA